This is a messenger RNA of Colletotrichum siamense, 840 nucleotides long. Its product is annotated as ABC transporter domain-containing protein. Gene Ontology annotation, molecular function: ATP hydrolysis activity; ATP binding. Lineage: Eukaryota; Fungi; Ascomycota; Sordariomycetes; Glomerellales; Glomerellaceae. The record is from RefSeq and is a predicted model, not a curated record. The transcript has a single exon. The coding region runs from base 1 to 840 and encodes 279 amino acids.
AUGUCCGCCCAACGUCCCCCAACCAUCGAGGUCACAAACCUCAACUACAAGUUCCCAGACUCCUCGUCAGGCCUCGAGAACAUCUCCCUCUCCGUGCCUGCCCGCUCGCGCACCCUGCUCAUCGGCGCAAACGGCGCCGGCAAGACGACCAUCCUCCGCCUCCUCGCCGGCAAGCGCCUCGCCCCGCAGGGCGGCAUCUCCAUCGGCGGCGUCGACCCCUUCAAGGAGGGCCUUGAGGGCGUCACCUACCUCGGCCUGGAAUGGGUCCUUAACCCCAUCGUGCGCACCGACAUCGGCGUCGUCGAGCUCCUCCGCAGCGUCGGCGGCGACGCCUACCCGGACCGCCGCGACGAGCUCGUCUCGGUGCUGGACAUUGACACCGCCUGGCGCAUGCACGCCGUUUCCGACGGCGAGAGGCGCCGCGUGCAGCUUGCCAUGGGGCUCAUCCGCCCGUGGACGAUUCUUCUGCUGGAUGAGAUCACGGUUGACCUCGAUGUGCUGAGCCGCGCCGAGUUCCUGGGCUGGCUGAAGCGCGAGACGGAGAUCCGCGAGUGUACGAUCGUGUACGCCACGCACAUUCUGGACAACCUCGCCGGAUGGCCGACGCAUCUUGUGCACAUGCACCUGGGCACCGUCAGGGAGUGGGACACGGCGGGCAAGUUCCUGAAGGAUGUCGAAGGGGGCACUGGGAACAGCACCCUGGGCGAGCUGGUGCUGGGGUGGUUGAGGAAGGAUCUGAAGGAUCGUGGGCCGAGAAGCCAGGGACGCGUCGCGCCUGAGGGCAAGACGUACGACGCUGGUGGAUACGGAGGUUAUGGUGACGAGUCUGGCAAGCGAUAA